AUGUUUUCUAAUACAGGUUUUGGACUUGGACCUUCAAACUCAACCUUUCUUCAAACACAACCUUUCAAUAAUAAUGAUGAUGGUUCUUUGGAAAUUUAUUUACACAAAAUUAUAGAGACGCCAAAAGGAAGAAAAGUUGAAUGUAAUUUAUGUAAAAACAUUUUUAAUAAUUUGACUACGUUUAAUAAUCACGUUAAAAAAAAGUAUGGUUAUAAACACUUGUGCAGAAUUUGCUGCAAAGUUUGUACUGAUGAAAUCAACCUAACUUCUCAUAUGAAAGAAGCUCAUAAACAAUUUCCUUGUGACCAUUGUCAAAAAGUUUGUUGGGGUUAUCAUGGAUUAAAAAAUCACGUCAGACGUGUACAUCUUGGAGUAGAACCUCCUCCUGCUUCUAAAUUUAAUUCCGUUGACAAUUUAAAUAGUAAACCGAUGGUUGUUCCAACUCUCCUCACUGAUGUUCCAUCAGUAAAAAAUAAUCGCAGAUCAAUUAUCAAGGAUCCGGUGUUUCUUCACGAAUACCAAUACGACGAUACCACCACACUGAUAUGUAAACUUUGCAAAGAAACCUUUGAUUCCAACAAGGAAUUUAACAAACACGCAAAAGUAGAGCACGAGACAAAAUUUAUUUGUUUUAAUUGUUCUCAAGUAUUUCAGGAGAAAAAGUUCCUUGGAAGACAUAUUAAUAUACAACAUAAGAGGCUCUGUCAGUUCUGCGGUAAAAUUUUUAAUGUCAAAGAAAGUUUGGAUAGACACGUUCGUGAAAUUCAUUCAAGAGGAACGAUGGAAGUUGAUUCGCAGGAAAUUAAGCAUGAAGUUGAAGACGUAGUCUUCUUGCACGAAAUGUUUCAAGAAUCUGGAACGACACUCUUUAAGUGUAAAUUAUGCGAUUGCACAUUUAAAAGUCUCGUACUAUUUAAGUAUCACGCUAGAUAUAUUCAUUUUUAUGAAUUUUUGUGUACGGUUUGCUGUCAAUUAUUUGCAUCUGAAGGAGCUUGUGAAAAACACAUGGAAUUAACCCAUACAAAAGAUUUUUCUUGUAAUGUAUGUCCAAAGAAAUUUUAUGACAAAGCUGAAUUGAACGAACAUUCUCAGGAACACAUUUGUGAAAAUUUUCUACCUUCAGCUAUUAAUUCUUCAACAUCAUUUAUGCCUCCAACAACCUACCUUCAAACAAAUCUACCUUCGGCAAUUGUACCACAGGAAGUGGUUCGUGAAGAUGACGUAACCUACUUGCACGAAAUCUUUGAAGAUAAUCAUGGAACACCUUUCCUGAAAUGUAAAUUAUGCCAAAAAAUCAUUUCUAAUUACACAUUGUUUAGAUUUCAUGCAAAAAAAGUGCAUAAAUAUGAAUGGUUGUGUUUGGUUUGUUGUCAAGUAUUACCAACUCGAUAUGCUUGUGGAUCACACAUGAAAAACAAUCAUACAAGAUGUUUUCCCUGUACUGUUUGCCCAAAGACAUGUUUUGAUUAUGUUGGAUUAAAUGAACAUUUUCGUGCAAAGCAUCCUGAUGAGAACUUAUCAUCGGGGGAAUCAAAGGGAUUGUUAACUAUUCACGAAGUGAUGCCAAUUAAACCAAAGUCAAUAAAAUGCAAGAUUUGUUCAGGAACUUUUAGUACUCAAAAAUUUAAUAAGCACAUGAGAUUACAUGAUGUUAAAAUUUCAUGUCGUUAUUGUUUUCAAGCAUUUUAUGAAAAACGGGUUAAGAAGGAACAUGAAAAACAAUUUCACAGAUUUUCAUGUAAAGAAUGCAAAAAACAUUUCCUUACUGCAAAAAGUUUAUCAGAUCAUUGUUCAAGCAAAAAACAUCAAAAGGAUGCAAAAUCCCCGGUACAACCGCAACCGCAACCGCAACCUUCCCAAUUAGAAAUAAUCCGAUCCACGAACCCACAAAAUCCAAAUUUCGCGCAAGAAGAAGGUUCGAGAUCAAAGAAAAAGGAAUCCCCCGAAUUCCUUCAUGAUUUCAUUAAAAGUACGGAGAUGGAAAACGUUUUGGCCGAAUAUUUACUAGCGACCUACAACUUUAAAUGUAAGUUAUGUAAAGAAAUGUUUAGAAGUCGUCUUGAAUUUAAUGAACAUGUUGAACAAGAACACGAUUUGAUACAUAUAUGUGAGAUAUGCUCUCAAGUUCAUUAUAAUGAUCUAUCACUACAGGUCCAUAGGAAGUAUGAUCAUUCAAUCAAAGAAUUUUAUUGUAAUUAUUGUGAUAGUUCAUAUUAUCUUGAGAAAGAUUUACAUGAUCACAUUUUUGGAACACAUUUAGAAAAGGAUGCACAAGUAAGUAUGGAAGUGGAGUACGCAAAUGAGUAUGAAGGAUGUGAUGAAGGGCAUAGCAAGAUGCAAGAGGAUGUUAAUCGAACAAGGUCUGAUGACGAUGAUGAAACUAAUUUAGUUAAUUAUCCCAAAUGUGAAGAAUGUAAUCUUUAUUUUAGAAACAUCAGAUAUUUUGAAAUUCAUAAUAGAAAUAAUCAUCAUUAUAAUGAUGACACUUCCAUGAUAGGACAUUGA
Messenger RNA from Funneliformis caledonium, 2505 nucleotides. NCBI's taxonomy places the organism in Eukaryota, Fungi, Glomeromycota, Glomeromycetes, Glomerales, Glomeraceae. The record is from the annotation of a GenBank genome assembly.